Molecule: messenger RNA, 1989 nt
Organism: Nerophis lumbriciformis (worm pipefish)
Lineage: Eukaryota; Metazoa; Chordata; Actinopteri; Syngnathiformes; Syngnathidae
Source: RefSeq, a predicted model, not a curated record
AUGAGUCCUUUGGGCCAGGUUAGUGUGCAGCCUACCUGGAACGCAGCCCUGUUUGCCGUGCUGUCCCUCAUGGUACCUGCCCUCAGUAUGUGCCAGUCCAGCAGCCCAGCACUGGGCUCAGCCAGCUCGCAGAGCUGUCCAGGCAUGUGCUCUUGCACCAACCAGCUCAGUAAGGUGGUGUGUACUCGCAGAGGCCUGGUUCGGGUUCCUCCUAACAUCCCAGCCAAUACCAGGUACCUUAACCUGAUGGAAAACAGCAUAGAGACCAUUCAGGCUGACACUUUCAGGCAACUGCAUCACCUGGAAGUGCUGCAGUUGGGGAGAAACAAUAUCAGGCAGAUCGAGGUGGGGGCCUUCAACGGCCUGACCAGUCUUAACACUUUGGAGCUGUUCGACAAUAGGCUGACAGUCAUACCAAGCGGGGCUUUUGAGUACUUGUCAAAACUAAGAGAAUUGUGGCUGAGGAACAAUCCCAUCGAGAGCAUCCCGUCUUACGCCUUCAAUCGUGUCCCAUCGCUCAUGAGGCUCGAUCUCGGAGAACUGAAAAAGUUGGAGUACAUCUCCGACGGGGCGUUCGAGGGUCUUCAGAAUCUCAAGUACCUCAACUUGGGGAUGUGCAACCUUAGGGAAUUCCCUAAUCUUUCACCACUGGUAGGUUUGGAGGAGCUUGAAAUAUCAGAGAAUGUUUUCCCUGAACUCAAACCCGUUGCCUUCCACGGGCUGAAGAAUUUACGCAAGCUAUGGAUUAUGAACUCGGCCAUCACCGUCAUCGAGAGGAACGCGUUUGACGACAUCACAGCACUGGUGGAGUUGAACCUGGCUCAUAAUAAUCUGUCGUCUCUUCCGCAUAAUCUUUUCACGCCGCUGCAGUACUUAGUGGAGCUCCAUCUGCAUCAUAACCCUUGGAAAUGUGACUGUGAUGUAGUCUGGCUCUCUUGGUGGCUCAGAGAGUACAUUCCCACCAAUUCCACCUGCUGCGGACGCUGCCACAUCCCAGGCUACAUGAGGGGUAGAUACCUAGUGGAGGUGGACCAGACCACGUUUCAGUGCUCAGCGCCGGUUAUACUCGACGCUCCGAGAGAUCUGAACAUCUCUGCAGCGAGGGUGGCGGAACUGAAGUGUCGCACGGCUUCCAUGAGCUCCGUCAGAUGGCUCCUCCCCGGCGGGACGAUCCUGACGCACGGCUCGGUUCACCCACGGAUAUCAGUCCUCAACGACGGAACCCUAAACUUCUCCAACGUUCUGCCGUCAGACACGGGGGUCUACACUUGCAUGGUGAGCAACAUGGCAGGGAAUUCAAACGCCUCGGCCUACCUGAACGUCAGCAACGCCGAGCUCAAUACCUCAAAUUUAUCCUAUUUCACCACCGUGACCGUGGAGGUAUUAGAACCGACGGUGGAAGAAACCCCCAAACCCAAGCCGACCUCCCCCGCCUCGCCUUCCGUCUUCAAACCCGUCUUCAUCUCCACGCCUACCGUGCUGUUCCAGAACACGCAAACCCCAAGGCAGGUGUCGAUUCCCACUGCCAGAGUCCCUAGCGGGCCCGCCGCUACCCUGGACGAGGUGAUGAAAACCACCAAAAUCAUCAUCGGCUGUUUCGUCGCCGUGACCUUGUUGGCGGCGGCGAUGUUGAUAGCCUUCUACAAGUUGCGGAAGCGGCAUCAGCAGAGGAGCACAGUGGCCGCCGCCAGGACCAUAGAGAUCAUACAAAUGGAGGAGGAGAUUCCUCCGGUUCCGCCCACUUCUGGAUCUAGCGGCUCUGAGGAGACGGGGUUGGUAUUGCCUACCUUAGUGGAACACAACAGCAACACCUUUAAGCCUGGCUAUGUGUCAUCGUCUCGGCAAGGGGCCUACGCUGCCCACUGGACCCAGAACAAUACGCUGCACCGUUCAACCAGACAGCAUCACAGUAACAUCAGCACCAUCGCGGAUCCUUAUAUCAUUAAGACUACUCACGGAAAAGAGAAGGUUCAAGAGACCCAAAUCUAA